CAGCACUACGCGUCAGUACCGCGCCGGCCGCCAAGUAGGAUGGAUGUGUGUUGCCAUUUUGUCAUCACAACCCCCUCACACCCUGCCCGAUUUACUAGCGAAAGCUGAAUACUGUGCGCGUGUGUAUCCCGAAGCGAAACGACGACAGAUUUGUAUUAGUGUAGUGAGGUGUUUAGUUGGUGUUUCGACAGUUUUGUGUACAAAUAGUGUUGGUGUCGAGGCAAUUUACCUCGGCUGCAGUGAACGACCGGGCGCUAGCACAGGCUCCUGUGCUUUCUAAAGUCGUGCUCAAUCCGACUUGAGUGCUAGCCCACUGACAUUCCAAUAUACAGACGGUGAUGUCGGGAGCGCGGUGCGGCAAGUUACGACAUCUAGCGUUAUAGCCAUACAUUAACAUCAUCAGAGUGGCGGCCUCAGCAUGCUGGGCGCGUGGCUCGCGCUGGCAGCGGUGGCGUGCGCGCAGGCGGGCCCCGGCCCCCCCGGCCCCCUCACCCCCCUCGAGCCGCUGCACUUCGAGUACCCGCUGUACAACCUGACCGUGCCCGAGAACAGCCCCGCGCGCACCGCGGCCGCCGCCCCGCCCGGCGCGCCCGCGCCCGCCCUGCGCCGCCCGCCCGGCACGCGCCUGCGCUUCCGCAUCCGCCACGGCGACAAGGACAAGCUGUUCAAGGUGGAGGAGCGCUGCGUGGGCGAGCUCUGCUUCGCCGUGCUGCGGACGCGCGCCGGCCACGACGUGCUCAACCGCGAGCGCCGCGACCGCUACCGGCUGCAGCUGCGCGCCACCGCCGCCGGGUCCGCCGGCCGCCGCGACGCCGACACCGAGCUCGACCUCACCGUCACCGACGUCAACGACCUGUCGCCGCUGUUCUACCCCACGGAGUACGAGGUGACGGCGCGCGAGGACCUGCCCGCCGCCGCCAGCGUGGCGCGCGUGGCCGCGGACGACGCCGACCUCGGCCGCGCCGGCCAGAUCUACUACAGCCUGGCCGAGCCUAGCGACCAGUUCGCCGUGCACCCCACCAGCGGGGUGGUGUGGCUCACGCGGCCGCUGCGCCACGCCGAGCGCGCGCGGCACGAGCUGGGCGUGCUGGCGCAGGACCGCGCGGCGCUGCUGGCGCGCGGGGCGGCGGCGCCGGCGGCCCGCGCGCGCCUAACCGUGCACGUGGCGCGGGCCAACCUGCACGCGCCCGAGCUGAGCGUGCAACACCUGCCCGAGCUACCCGGCGCGCCCGCCGGCCUGUACGCCGUGCUCACCGCCACGGACCGCGACGAGGGCGAGGCGGGCCGCGUGGCCGCCGUGGACAUCGUGGACGGCGACCCGCACGGGCACUUCCGCGUGCGCGCGCUGCCGCAGCCGGGCCGCUGGGCCGUGCUGCUGCACGCGCUGCGGGACCCGCUGGCCGCGCCGCCGGAGUACAACCUCACCAUCCGCGCGCGCGACGCCGGCCGCCCCCCGCGCGCCGCCUACCUGGCCCUGCCCGCGCGCCCCGCGCCCCGCGCCGCCGCCGCGCCCGUGUUCAGCAAGCAGCUGUACGAGGUGGCCGUGCCGGAGACGGCGCCGCCGCACACGCCGCUCGUGCGCCUGAAGGUGGCGGAGCGCGCGGGGGCGGGGGCGGGGGCGGGGGCGGCGCGCACGUCCAUCGAGAUCGUGGGCGGCAACGAGGGCGGCGAGUUCCUGGUGCACGCGGAGUCGGGCGUGCUGUACACGGCGGUGCGGCUGGACGCGGAGCGCCGCGCCGCCUACACGCUGACCGUGGCCGCCGUGGACCAGGGCGCCGCCGCCGCGCGCGACCAGAGCUCCGCCAAGGUGCAGGUCACCGUGCUGGACGCCAACGACAAUGACCCGGUGUUCGACCCCCCGGCGCUGGAGGUCACCGUGCGCGAGAACGAGCCGGCGGGCGCCCUGGUGGCGCGGGCCGCGGCGCGCGACGCCGACUCCGGCGAGGCCGCCUACCUGUCCUACAGCCUGGCCGACCUCACGCCCGUGCCCUUCACCGUGGAGCACUUCACGGGCGCCGUGCGCACCGCGCGCCGCCUGGACUACGAGAGCAUGCGGCGCGUGUGGCGCCUGCGCGUGCGCGCCAGCGACUGGGGGCAGCCGCACCGCCGCCAGGCCGAGCUGGCGCUCACCGUGCGCGUGCUGGACGUCAACGACAACCGGCCGCAGUGGGAGCGCGCGGCGUGCGCCGGCCCCCUCCCCCGCCGCACCCCCCCGGGCUCCCCGCUGGCCACGCUGUCGGCGCUGGACCCGGACGCGGGCGACGUGGUGUCGUACCGGCUGGCGGGCGGCAACGACGACGGCUGCUUCGCGCUGGACGCGGCGUCGGGCGCGCUGAGCCUGGCCUGCGACCUGCGCGACGCGCGCGCCGACACGCGCGUGCUCAACGUCACCGCCACGGACGGCACGCACUUCGCGGACGCCACCACGGUCACCUUCCACCUGACGGCGGGCGGCGGCGGCGCGCUGGAGUGCCGCGACACGGGCGCCGCGCGCCGCCUCGCGGAGCUGCUGGCGGCCGCGGCGCGCGCCAACCAGCCGCCCGACCCCGCCGACGAGUUCCCCGCGCUGCCCUCGCGCUACGGGGACAACCUGCACUCGCCCGAGUUCGUCGACUUCCCCGUCGAGGUCAAGGUCAACGAGUCGGUGGCGCUGGGCACCACGCUCGUCACUCUCAAGGCGCGCGACCGAGACCUCGGCUACAACGGGCUGCUGGUGUUCGCGAUCUCGGACGGCGACUACGACUCUGCGUUCCGCGUGGACCCCAGCUCCGGCGCGCUGCAGCUGAUCGGCUACCUGGACCGCGAGCGCGAGGCGGAGUACUUCCUGAACGUGACGGUGUGGGACCAGGGGGCGCCGCCGCGCGCCGCCUCGCGCCUGCUGCCCGUCACCGUGCUCGACGUCAACGACAACAAGCCCGUGUUCGCGCGAUCACUCGCCAGUCUACGCGUCACCGAGAACGCACUCAACGGUACAGCGGUAUUCCAUGCGCAUGCAACAGACGCCGACGCCGGGAUAUUCUCCGAGAUCACCUACAGCGUCUCUGGGGCAGACGCAGGCGAAUUCUGCAUCGAACCCAAGGAAGGGACGCUGCUAGUCUGCGCACCGCUAGACCGAGAGAGAAGGGAGCUGUACGAGCUUACAAUCACGGCGACUGACGGUGGAGGGUUAAGGAGUGAAGCUAUAGUGAGAGUUACAGUGGAUGACAUCAACGACGUGGUCCCGCACUUCGCGCUGCCGGGAUACAACGCGAGGAUACGAGAGGAUGUUCCAAUAGGUACGGUGGUGGCGGUGGUGGAGGCCAUCGACCCGGACCUGGGCGCCGGCGGCGUGCUGACCUACUCGUUGCCCGACCAGUCCAGCGACGACGUCGUGUUCACGAUCGACGAGUCGUCCGGGACGCUGCGAACAGCUAAAUUUCUCGACUACGAGGAACGACAGGUGUACGGCAUCCUAGUCCGCGCGACAGACGGCGGUCUCCCAGCUCUAUGGGCAGAAGCCACCCUCAUAGUGGAGGUCCUGGACGUGGAUGAGAACCAGCACGACCCCCAGUUCGCGGACUUCGUUCUAGAAGCUUCGGUCCCUGAGGAUGCGCCGCGCGGGACCAGUGUCAUCACUGCUGCGGCUAAGGAUGCCGACCCGCCGGGCCGCGACUCCCGGCUCAUCUACUACGUGGUCGGAGGCAGCGGCAUGGGGUACUUCUCCGUCGAUGAUGCAGGAGUGGUCCGCACGCUGGCCCCGUUGGACCGCGAGGCGGUGCCCUCGUACUGGCUCACCAUCUGCGCCGAGGACCACGGGCUGGUCCCGAGGCACUCUUGUGUACAGGUGUACAUCGAAGUGACAGACAUCAACGACAACGCGCCCUGGCCGCAACGAGCGCUCUACUCCGCGAGCAUCCCGGAGCAGGCGGCCGGCGGCACGCACGUGGCCACCGUCACCGCCGAGGACCUGGACGACGCCGGGAAUGUCUCCUACAGGAUUGUCGCUGGCAACCCUGAUGGACUGUUCUCGAUUGAUGAGCUUACUGGUACAAUAGUAACGACCGGGCGCACGCUGGACCGGGAAGCUUCCCCCUCCCAUGCACUAGAAGUGCAGGCAUCAGACGGGGAGCUGGCGUCCAGCGCCAGGGUCCAAGUCACAGUGGCCGACAUCAACGACCACGCGCCGGCUUUCACUCAGCGCUUCUACCAGCUCCGGGUGCCCGUCACGCCGGGGCUGCAGCUGGGGCUGCCGCAGGGCGACGCGGCGGCCGACGACGAGCUCAGCACCGAGUCCGAUGUGGAGAGCGAGGACGAAGACGAGGGCUCGGGCGAGAAGCUAAGCUGGGACAUGUUUGAAGAGCCAGCCGCAAGCGACGUCUACGUCGGCACGGUGCUAGCCCUAGACCCGGACGCAGGGCUCAACGGUACAGUCCGCUACACGGGGCGCGCGCGCGGCAGCCGGGCCCUCCGUGUCCACGCCACCACGGGCCGACUGUACGCCGUCACCGCGCUUAAGAUCGGCGGGGUUUAUGAUCUUACUGUCCGUGCAUGCGACGGCGGCGGCCGCUGCGGCUGGGCCCGCGUGGCUGUCCGCGGCGCCCCCCCCGGCUCCGGCGCGCCCCCCCGCCUGCCCCCGCCGCCCCCCCUGCAGGUGGCGGAGCUGGACUCGCCGGGGUUCCUGCUGGCGCUGCUGCAAGCGGAGGAUGAUGAGGGGGACACGCUGUAUUAUGAUAUUGUUGACGGCGACCCCCGCUCGGAGUUCCACAUGGGGCGCGAGGACGGGUCGCUGGUGCUGGCGCGCCGGCUGCUGUGGGAGCGGCAGGCACUCUACACCCUCAACAUUAGUGUCAGCGACGGACUGAAUACUAUUUAUACACCUGUAAACAUAACAGUAGUAAACGACCUAAACGAAGGCGGCCUGACAUUCUCGCAAGAACAGUACACGAUAGAAGUGGACGAAGACACUCGAGUGGGGGCCGCUCUGGCCGCCGUCCAUGCUGGCCCCCCGGGCGGCGGGGACCGGGGGCUCCGAGUCCUCUAUGGGAUACUGGCAGCAAGGGCCCCAGCCUCUAUGCCACUGUUCCGACUGCAAGAGUUGUCUGGUGUCUUGGAGUUGGCUCAACCGCUUGACAGAGAAACAUCCUCACGCCACGAGCUAACAAUCUGGGCCCGCGACAGCGCCCCCCGCGCUUCCCGCGCCUACGCCCGCCUCACCGUCAUCGUCAAAGACAUCGACGAACACCCUCCAGAAUGGGGCCGACGCCUAGCCGAGGCCCGCAUCCCUUCAACUGCUCCUAUUGGCUCUUCAGUUAUAACUUUACAGGCUACGGAUAGAGAUUUUGGGGAGAACGCGCGGAUAACAUACUCUUUAGCCGGUGGAGACGCAAGCGGUUCAUUUGAAGUGGAUCCGUUGUUAGGGGAAGUCCGUCUGGCUCGUGAGUUGCCGGUGGGAGUUAAGGAGUAUACUCUGAGUGUACGGGCAGCCAACCCGCCGCCCGCCGCGCGCGCCGCCACGCUGCCGCUGCAUGUGAUUGUCGUGGAGCCGGAUAACGCGCCGCCUGUCUUCACCACCCCCUCAAUAACGUCGGAGGUCUACUCCGACGCGGCGAUUGGCACGUCCCUAGCCGUGGCCGAGGCACGGUCCUCCUGCUCAGUACAAUACUCUCUGCGCGGGGCUGAGGGCCGGUUCAGAGUGAACCCCGCGGCCGGGCAGAUAGCCACAGCGGCGAUAUUGUCGAGGAGUAAAUUCCCACACGAGGAGAAGAGAGCGCCUGCGACGCAAGUGACGCCCCAGUUUUGGGUGGUCGCUACUAAUAUGGGCGGCGGCACCUCCGAGAUCCCGGUCACAAUCCACGUGUUAGAACGCAACGAGUACCCGCCGCAGUUCACGCAGCGGGAGUACCGGGGAAGAGUCUCUGAAGCGGCUGAGACUGGCGCUUUGGUGUCGGAACAGGGUUCCCCAGAGCCGCUAGUGCUAACCACAGAAGACGGUGACUCGCCAGCCAAUCAGCAGAAGGCAUUCGAAGUGCUAGACCCUGACGCAGCCAGAGUUUUCACUAUCAACCCGACGACUGGUGCUGUUGUACUGAGAGAGAGUCUGGACUAUGAGACCCAGCCACGAUAUGAGUUUACUGUUAAGGUAUUAGACAUGGGCACACCUCGCCUCACAUCCGACAGCGUGGCGACCGUCAUAAUCGACGUCAUCGACGUAAACGACUGUGCACCCAAGUUCCCAGAAUCGACCUACACCACCACCAUCCUACUACCAACCGCUAAGGACGUCCUCGUCAUAGAACUACUAGCCAUAGACGCUGAUUCUACUAAACAGACCAUAAAGUACGAUAUCAUAGAAGGCGACGAAGCCGGAGCGUUUAGACUAGAACAGAGCGGGAAAUUAUUAGUGGAUAAACCAGAUGUUUUGAACGAGGAGUAUAAGCUGAGGGUCAGGGCGUCGGACGGGGAGUAUUCUAGUACCACAAGGGUUCGGGUCACGGUGCGAACGCCGGAGCCAGCCGGGCUCGCGUUCCAGAAGACGGAUUACUACGUGUCGGUGGUGGAGAACUCUACGAAGCCGGUGACGGUCGAAGUCUUGAACGUGCUGGGCGCGGCGUUGAAUGAGCAUGUCGAGUUCAAGAUAUUGAACCCGGUUGAAGGGUUUCAGAUGGGCAUAACAUCAGGCGCAGUGACCGCCGGUACAAUCCCGCUCGACCGGGAAGAGCGUUCAUCCUACAUCCUUCUAAUAUCCGCCCGGAGUGUGGGCGCGCUGGGUGGCCCGGGUGAGCGAGUGGCCCACACCCGGCUGCACAUAUCCGUGACGGAUGUCAACGACAACUGCCCCGUGUUUGUGGAGAAGCCCUAUGUUGCUGCGGUCCGUGCGGGCGACCCGCCUGGGACGCAUGUGAUCAAAGUGCACGCCAUCGAUGCAGAUGAUAAUGAUAAUGGAGAGGUCCGUUACGAGAUGAAGCGCGGCCACGGCGAGCUGUUCCACGUGGACCGGCGGUCCGGCCUCGUGACGCUGAAGCAGACGCUGGACUCGCACAGACAGGCCUACGAUCUGGUUAUUGCUGCGUUUGAUGGAGGUAUCCGCGCCUGCGGCUCGGAGGCCGCCGUGACGGUGCGCGUGUGGGCGGGCGGCGCCUCCCCGUCCUGGGAAUCCCCACAAAUCACCCUUCAGGCCAAGGAGCUGUACACGGGGCCGCUGGCGCCGGCGCUGCGGGCCGUGUCGCCGCUCCAGAGACAGCUUAUAUAUACGCUGUUGCAGCCCGAGGAUAAUUCGAACUUCGAGCUGCAGUUUGAUACUGCUCAUGUCCGAGGCAAUAGUCCAUGUAUCAUCGUAAUAUCGUCGCCACUAGACUACGAGUCUGCUCGCACGCACACUCUGACAGUUCGCGCGACAGAUGGCGUCACUGGCGCUCACGCUGACGUCGGAGUGACAGUUGAAGUGACAGAUGUCAACGACUGUGCGCCAGAGUUCACUAAGGACAUGUAUAGAGCUACUGUCAGUGAGGCGGCGGCGGUUGGAGACUUGGUUAUAGUGGUGAAGGCUACUGAUAAUGAUACUGGUCUAAACGGUGAGAUCGUCUACUCAAUAACCGGCGACUGGAACACGUCCAAGCCCUUAUUCUACAUGGACAGUUCCGGCGGCGUCCGCGUGGCGGCGCCACUUGACCGCGAGCGCAGCCCUGCGCACCACGCCACCGUCACCGCGGCGGAUAGGGGCAACCCUAGCAAGCUCACUAGCAACCAUCUGUUUAUUACUGUGGAAGACGUGAACGACAACCCGCCCCGAAUGGAGCGCUCUGUCCUAUCAGCCGUGGUCUCCGCCGAGGCGGCCCGAGGCACCGCCGUCACCGCCGUCUCGGCUUACGACCCUGACUCCAACGACUCCGACAAACUACGCUACGCCAUCGCGUCCCACGACCCUCACCACACGUUCAGCAUUGACAGCAAGACUGGCGUGAUAAGCUUGGCUAACCCUAGAGCUUGGGCGUUGUUUGCUGGUUCGAGUAACUCGAUGAGUUUGAAUGUGUCGGUGUCGGAUGGGGCUCAUGCGGUGUUUGCAAGGGUUAAGUUGUCUCCGGCGCCGGCUAACACAAAGGCGCCGCAUUUCCAGCAUUUGCUUCAUGAGGCGCGGGCGAUGGAGAAUCAGCCGCCGCCGCUGUUGUUGACCACGGUGAAAGCAUAUGACGAAGACGCCGGCGAAUACGGCUCCAUAACCUACUCCAUACCCUCGGCUCUACUGCGAGAAACAUUCGGAGUAGACCCCCGCAGCGGCGCGCUCAGUGCCAACGUGCCGCUGGACAGAGAGGCCCGGGCGGAGUGGCUGGUGCCCAUCACUGCUAGCGAUGGAGGAGGCCUGCUUCGCCACACGACCGUCCGCGUCCGCGUCGCAGACGUGAAUGACAACGCUCCCGUGUUCCCCCACAAAGAAUACCGCGCCUCCCUCCGCCCCUCCCGCGCCCCGCUCGCGCCCUUCCUCACACUCACAGCUUUAGAUGCGGAUGAGGGAGACAACGCUAUGAUUAAGUACUCCAUCUUCGAUGAGGAAGAGACGAAAGGGUUCUUUCAUGUGGAUGAGGGGACUGGUGCGCUGUCGUUGGCUAAGAAUAUUUCGCGUUUUGUGGGUCGCGACGUGAACCUCUGGAUCCGAGCCACCGACGGCGGGGGGCUAACAGCCGAGGCCCCGGUCACGGUGUCAGUGCUCGCCCCCUCUGUUGCCGCCCCCGCGACGUCGCCGCCCCCGCCCGACCUGUUCCUGCCUGAGGACGCCGCCCCCGGGACGGUUAUUGUGGAGCUACCGGCUGGAGAAGCUACGUAUAGAUUGGCGGAAGGUCUCUGGAGUCCGGAGUUGUUUGAGAUGGACGCGAGAGGAAGGCUUACGCUCACCGGCGUUCUGGACCGCGAGACCGCGCCGCUUCAUCGGAUCGGCAUAAUCUCCACCACCGGCGGCGUCUCAUCCAUGUACGAGAUCCGUCUUCACGUCUUAGACGUGAACGACCACCCGCCCGCCCUGCACCAGCCCUACCUCGUGCAGCUGGGCGAGACCGCGCCGCCCCGCAGCGCCGUGCUGCAAGUAAUGGCCGAAGACCCGGACGCCGGCUCCAACGGCGAGGUCCGCUUCUCCAUCGCAGAACCCUCCUCCUCCCCAUUCACACUGGACCCCUACUCCGGCUGGCUUCAGACCAGUGGACCGCUGGACCGGGAGACGCAGGCUGAACAUCGCUUGACUGUGUUAGCUGCUGAUGCAGGGACCAAUAGACUGACGUCCCGCGGCACGGUGGUAGUCCGGCUCCGCGACUACAACGACUGCGCGCCGCAGUUCUCUCAACCCCACUACUACGCGGAGGUGGGGGAGGAGGCGCCGCCGGGGACUGUUGUUAUUAAGCUGGAGGUGACAGACCCAGACCUGGCCACCACGCCUCUCUCCUUCUACAUAUCCGACGGGGACCCGACCAGGCGCUUCGCCGUCCGGCCCACGGGCGAGGUGUUGGUGGCGGCGAGGCUGGAUCGCGAGGCGCGAGCGGCACAUAGCCUGACUGUGCUGGCUACUGAUGGCAAGUUCAGCCAGACUGCCAGGCUGGAUAUAAACGUGACUGAUUAUAACGACAACCCUCCAUACUGCCUGCGGCACCGUUACACCUCCAUGGUCAGUGAGGACGCAUCUCCCGGCUACUCUCUACUCACGGUGGAAGCCAGUGAUGAUGAUGAGCCGCAGAAUGCGAGGCUCCGGCAUUACCUGACUGGAGAGGGGGCCCAGCACUUUGCUAUUAAUAAGGAAACCGGUCGCGUAUCCGUAGCCUCAGCUCUAGACCGAGAGACCAUCCCCCUCUACCAUCUCCAAGCUCACGUGCAAGACAGAGACAAGCCGGACUGGGAGUGCGUGUCCGAGCUGCAGAUUCACGUCGCAGACGUCAACGACAACGCACCCGUCUUCACCGCACUACGUUACUCUGUGACGCUACCUGAAGACGCAGAACUGGGGACUCUGGUUGCCAAAGUGCACGCCACAGACGCUGACCUAGGACCGAAUAGACUGCUGAAGUAUUCGCUAAUUGAUGAUAAUAAUGGCGCUUUCGAUUUGGCGGAAGAUAGUGGUAUUAUAACGCUAAGAGCGCUGUUAGAUAGAGAGACCGCGUCGUCGCAUCGAUUGACGGUGAAAGCGCAAGAUUCGGGCGAACCGCCACGCUCCGCUACGGCUAUAGUGUUAUUGACUGUUGCAGAUGUCAACGAUAAUCCUCCGGAAUUCGAGUUCCAAAGGUAUACGGCGACUGUCCCGGAAAUGGACGCCGUAGGAACUGUCAUAGUUAGAGUCAUGGCCACGUCCAAAGACACUGGCGUCAACGCUGAGGUUUAUUACUCGAUUGUCGGAGGCAAUGAGAGGGGAGAUUUUAUAAUCGACCGAGCGACCGGAGCUAUUAGCAUCGCUAAGCCUUUGGACUAUGAACGCAAUAAAGAGUACAUACUAACAGUGCAGGCUAUAGACGGAGGGUCGCCGCCUUUGAGCGACCACGCCACUGUGAACAUCACUGUUAUUGACUGCAACGACAACGCGCCCAUCUUCUCUCAAGCUUCGUACGGAGCUCGAGUGAAAGAAGACUCGCCCGUCGGCAGUAACGUGCUGCAAGUCAUCGCGCUAGACGAAGAUGCGGGCGAAAAUGGAAGAGUCCAGUACUCUAUAGCUCGAGGAAAUCGCGAUGGAAGAUUCGCUAUUGAUAUAGAUACAGGGUAUAUCUCGCUAAUAGCUCCAUUGGAUCGAGAGACGGUGCCGGCGUAUGUGAUAGAAGUGCGAGCGAAAGACCGAGGCACGCCUGUCAUGCAAGCUUCAGCUACCGUCAAUCUAGAAGUGCUAGACGCCAAUGACAAUCCGCCUAAAUUCUCUCAAGAAAACUACACAUGUGUGGUGCAAGAAGGCAGGCCCUUAGGUCAUGCAGUGUUGGAGCUGAAAGUGAUAGACGCAGACGCCCCGCCUAAUGCUGCGCCGUAUACAUUCGACUUUCAAACCGGGAACGAAGGAGGGGCUUUCAGACUUGAACAAGAUGGCGUCUUGCGGACUGCGACCAGGUUCAAUCACAGGAUCAAAGAUCGGUAUAUUUUACAGAUCCGUGUAUUCGACAACGGCACUCCCCCUCUGUAUUCCGACGCGUGGGUCACAGUGCGGGUCAUAGAAGAGUCACAAUACCCGCCCAUAGUGAUACCUCUUGAAGUCGUCGUCAUGUCAUACUUGGACGAAUUCCCCGGAGGAAUCCUGGGAAGAGUCCACGCUUCUGACCGGGACGCUUAUGACACGUUAACCUGGACUUUAUCACCGACAGAGGGCGCUCUAUAUCCGGCUACAGAUCUGUUCGAUUUAGACGCUAAAGACGGCACCUUACGAGCGGCUCCCAGACUAGACGUGGGCGACUACAAGUUGAAUGUGACAGUGAGCGAUGGAAAGUUCAUGUCAGCCGCAUCAGUGCAUGUAUCAGUGGUUCUAGUUACCAAUGAGAUGUUAGCACAAUCCGUCGUGAUAAGAUUCAGAGAAGUUACCGAUACAGACUUCGUGCUAUCCCACAGAAAGGGUUUCAUUCGCGCGGUAAGAGAAGCUAUGGACUGCGCGCCUAACGACGUCGUCAUCAUCAGCGUACAACCAAGCGGCGAUGACGUCAACGAACUACCUAGAAACAAACGACAAAUCGCGCAAGACCUAGACGUGCUAUUCGCCGUGCGAUCCGGAGCGGAAUGGGCGUCCGCCGAGGAAAUAAGACGUCGAUUACACGCGCAUUUAGAAAGACUGGAAGAACUAACUCGAUUAGUAGUAGAAGAGUUGGUUAGAGCGGCUUGCGGCGGUUGCAUUCGGGGGCAGUGUGUAGAAACGGCUGAGUUAGGGUCCAACACGCGUGGGGCGGCGGCUGAUGUUUUCGCGCUAGUGGCGCCCUCUCAUAGACUGAAAGCUUCUUGCGUCUGCCCAGCGGGAUCUGAGGGAGAUAGGUGCGAGCGUCCAGUGGCGCCGCCACAGCCGUCCUGCCCUGAUUGUCAGACUUCAGUCGCGUAUUUCGAUGGUGAAAGCUACGCGUUGUAUCAGAUGAGUGAAGCUACUCGUACGUUUGAAGAUGAACUGGAGAUCACGGUGCGGUUCCGCACGCUGGCCCCGGCCGGGACUCUGCUGGCUCUGAUCGGGAAGAUCGACUAUCUGGUGCUCGAGAUCGUGGAUGGAUAUGUGCAGGUCCGCAUGGAGCUAGGCUCCGGCCCAGUCGAGGCACGAACCUCAGCCUCGAUCUCCGACGGCGCGUGGCACUCGGCCCGAGUACACCGGCGCGGCGACACGGUCCGCGUCUCGGCGGACCGGCAGCACGCGGCGGCCCGUGUCGCCCCGCCCGCCGCCGUGCUAGACCUGCCGCGGCAGCAGAUGUAUGUGGGCGCGUUUAUGGAGCGGCAUGCUCAUGCUGAUGCGCCGUUGCAGGUGACUCGCGGCUUCGUCGGCUGCAUCUCCGAGCUGCGCCUCGGCGACGCCCCCCUCCCCCUGCACGCCGCCCCUCCCCCCGCCGCCCCCGCGCCCACCGCCGGCCCCCUGGCGCGGGCGGUACGUGUGCGUACGUCGCCGCAGUGCCCGCCGCUGCCGCCGCCUAAUGCGUGCUCGGAGUAUCCGUGUCUUAAUGGCGGCACGUGCCUCCCGACCCUGACCUCGCCUGCCUACACUUGCACCUGCCACGCGCGCUACACCGGCGUGCACUGCGAGGUGGACCUAGCCCCGUGCGCUGGGCGGCCCUGCCUGCACGGCGGGCACUGCGCCCCGGCGGACACCGAGCGCGGGUACGCCUGCGCCUGCACAGCCCCCGCCUAUGGGGAUAGGUGCGAGAAGGGGAGGUUCUGCUUUGGGGAUAAUGUAUGCGACAACGGAGGCACCUGCGAAGAAGGCUCCUUCGGGCCGUCCUGCCGCUGCCGCGGGUACUGGGGCCCGCGCUGCCAACACGACGUGGACGAGUGCGCUGGCGAGCCCUGCGCAGAGGGCGCCACUUGUAUCAACGAACCUGGGGGGUACAGAUGUGCCUGCCCCCCUGGGAAAACUGGGGAACAUUGUGGCAACCCACUUACGACAGAGCCCUGCGGUGAAGGGUCCCUCGGGCCGUCCUGCCGCUGCCGCGGGUACUGGGGCCCGCGCUGCCAACACGACGUGGACGAGUGCGCCGGCGAGCCCUGCGCAGAGGGCGCCACUUGCGUCAACGAACCAGGGGGGUACAGGUGUGCCUGCCCCCCUGGGAAGACUGGGGAGCAUUGCGGGAAUCCGCUUACUACCGGCUCCUUCGGGCCGUCCUGCCGCUGCCGCGGGUACUGGGGCCCGCGCUGCCAACACGACGUGGACGAGUGCGCCGGCGAGCCCUGCGCAGAGGGCGCCACUUGUAUCAACGAACCUGGUGGUUAUAGGUGUGCCUGCCCCCCUGGGAAGACUGGGGAGCAUUGCGGGAACCCGCUUACUACCGGAGCGGUGCUAUCAGCGGACAACAUCGCGUCCUCCCCGGGCGUGCUCUGGCUGUGGCUUCGCUCCGUCGGCUGGCCGCUCUACGCCGCCGCCGCCGCCGUCAUCAUCUUACUACUGUUACUAUCCCUCCUACCACUACUGUGCCGACGCAAGCGACGCGAAACCAUCACCAAAGACGUGCCACUAAAUAGUCAUCUAGUCGAGAAGCUACCGACAAAGAUGUCAAAUCUAGUAGCGGAUAGAAGGGAAAGACCAGCGUCUUGCGCGUGCGAACCACAAGCGUUGAAUAAUGCGGAUACGUUGAGGAGUUAUGGCUCGGCUGGUGAUGAGCUGGAGGGGAUGCCCCCGGAUUACUUGAGGAAUCUGAAUAUAGACCCGCCGGACCGCAAGCCGUGGUCCGAGCAGAUGCAUCUGCACACGUUCACGGAUAACAAGAUUUAUAAUGAUCUAAAAGGCGUCAAAUCAACCUGCCCCCCGUCCCCAUCAGCGGCUGGGCGGGCGGGGCGGCGGCGCGGCGGCGGCGGCGACCUGGUGGGCGGCUACCACUGGGACUGCUCCGACUGGUGCGCCGCCAGCCCCGCGCUGCCCGCCAUCACUGAGGUGACAGUGGGCGAGCGGCGCGACUCCACGUCGCCGUCUUCAGGCCCGCGCCCGCGCCCCCCGCCCGAGUACGACACUUCCUCAGGAAUGGGGGACGAUGACACCAGAUACGAGUUCACUGAUGCCUCCGCCUACCUAGUGCACCCAGACGCCUACCUGCCCCGCGAGGACGACACGGGCGGCGACCGCGACGACACGCUCCGCGCCCGCACCCUGCGCGAGCCGGACGCCGCUAGCCUUAUCACCAUGCUGGAAGAACGCAACUCCCUUCUCGAUGACGACGACCGGUCUACCACCAGCGACGCAUCAGCACGACUAUGCGAGAUCGAGGAGUCUGACGCGGAGGAGACCACGCCCCUGCGCGACCCCGGGCCAAUCAACUCGCCCCUGCGCGACGCCGGGCCAAUCAGCGCAUUCGGCUCACGAGACUCCGCCCCCCGCGCGAGGCAAACCGACGUGUGACGUCAUCAAACGACUGACUAGCGCUAAGACCAGCGGUGGGAACGGGCCGGCUAUGUCUUGCCUUCUCUCUUUGUGAACUGUGUGAUACUUGACUAUUGUAACGCUCUGAACUAGGAUACUGUUUUGAGAAAUGUUGGAAUGGAUAGCACACGUUGUUUGUAAGAUAUUAUUGUAGACUUAUUGUUGUUUUGUUAACUGGGAAUCAUAUCCCAGUAAAAUCGUGUGCGGACAAAGUGCCAUAGCAAAUCUGAGUCAACACUUUUUACAUUUUCUAGUAGCGAGUUUUCUCAAGACAGUAUUCUUGGCCAGAGUGUCCAACCUCGCAUUUAUAUCAGGCUGACAGUUUCUUAACAUGUACCUGACUAGUACCGUUGUAUUAAAUAUGAACAAAAGCCGAUGCCGGUGUUCCACUGCUAUCCCUGCUUCCUCUACUUACUUUAAAACAGAUUUGAGUGAGGGGGAUAGCGUUGUAUUGCUGUCCCAUUCACUCAACAGCUUUAAAGUAAGCGAGGAUUGUAUUGUGCUUACUCUCGCAACCGCCUCGGCAGCCAUUGACCAAAUACUCGAGUCAUAAUAACUGUAUUACCAUGACGAUCUCUCUCGCAAUGUAUUCAUCACAAAUAUUUAUUCACACUGGUUGACCGAAGCGGUUGUGAGCGAAAGACAAUUACCCUUACCCGUAGUAUAUUACUACCCCUAGUAUGUAAGUUACGUUAUGUACCUAUAUAUAGCUCUAAUAAUAAAUAAUGUAGAUAGGUAGUCAAAUAUUGUGUAUAACUAACUGUAUAAAGAAUGAUAUUACAAAUUUGUAAUUUACUUAAAACAGUAUGAAUUGUGCUAAGUAUGUAAUUUAUUUAUAAUGAUGCAUUUAUUUAGUAAGCACGGUGAUUUGAAUAUGACUUUGUUAAGUUUGAUUUGAUCCAUCGCACGUGUAGGUAUCAAUGUCAUUAUUAUUCAUGUAUUAACAUUUCAUUAUGAUUGGGAGUGAGUCUAUAAUGUUGAUAAAACAUUGAUCAGUGAGAUUCGUUAGUAAAUGUAAGUAAUGAAAGAAUGACUUUUUAUACGUAUGUUAAACAUGUAUGAAUGAUAAUGGCGAAUAUGAUGAAAUUAUUGUUUCAAUAUUUGAAUGACCGCGCUUACUAAACUAACAAACUGUUGUGAAUGUCUCUACAUAUUGACAGGGUGCUUCGGAUAUAGGAAAAAAGGCUAAAUCAAACGCAUCAAUGUCGAAUGUAGUCCCUAGACUCCUAGACAUAAGGCCCUACCUUAGCCUAUAGAUAUAAGUUUUUAUGGAGAAGAUCAGUAACAGUGGUAUUAUCUCACAUGCAAAAAUUUCAUUAAAAGUGUGUCGAUUUACACUCAUUUAGAUUGAAAUAUAAAAGUACUAGGUGUAAUUUUCAUACGUAAAAAUCACAUAAGUAAUUAAAAAAUACAGAAGUAUUGUAACUUACAUAAGUAUAGAUUUGUAAAUCCCACUGUAACUGAAUUUCUAGUUUAAAAGCAACACUACAUACCACAAGUACAGAAAACUUAUAAGUACAUAAUCAUAGUAAAUAUUUAAUUGUAAUAGAUUAGCCGAUGGAUUCGUCAAUCCCUGUCUCUCUACUAACUCAUAUAUCUGACUCUCUGAGAGGGUGUAGGACCAUUGCAUACCGACCGGGGGCCCUACUAUGAUAUGGCGAUUAUGAAAUGUCUGCCGUGUUGCCUCUAGCUAUUUCAAAUGGUUAACCACGUCUUCCGCACAUCCGAAUGAGCGUUGUCAAUAGUGCUAUUUAUGAAUAUGAAUGUAAGGAUUAUUUUGAAUGUAAAUUCGUUAAGUUCUCAAUGGUACUUCUUCUAUAGGGUCUUUACUACCCUGUUUUCGCUUUGAAACGUAUUGAUCGAGGGUUCAUAGUAGCGGCGCCGCGACGGUCGGACCACACACAGUUUCCACCCGAUGUUUUCCUCAAACAUAUAACUUACUAACUUAAUACUUUAUACUAACAUUAAAAUGGUGCUCUGAUUAUAGAUUCAUAUCAUAAUUAUAAACUAUGCAUUUAUAAUACAUUCUCCUCGUAGAUCCAAAGUGAUCGGGUAAGGAUUCUAUUUUUUAUAUGUAAAGAAAGUAUAAAUGAGUAUAUCAUGUCGUUGGACAUUGACCCGUCAACAGUAAAAUGAGAUUUUAGGAUUAUAUUGUAAAAACGCCUAGUUACCUACUUUUAUCUCAUAAAAUCUGCUCAUAUCGAUUAAUCUUCAAGAAUUUAAUUAGUUCGUUCUUCUAACGCUGCGAUGUGCGGCGCCACUGAGCUUGAGCUAUGAAUAAUCUAAAACCUCAUUUUAAAGUUGACGCGGCCCAUCCCUUCUUCCCUUGUGCUGUAAUCUUUUUCACAAACAUUGUGUUCAGUAUAAGAAAAAAUGCAAUUAUUUAUCGCAUGUACAUAGAAUGUAUUGAUAGAAUUUUUAGUAAUUUAAAGUGAAGCUAAUACCCAUAAUAUGCCAUAUUGUCUGAAAAGUUUAAGGAUCUUCUUGUUUAUGACUUAACCGUAUAUUAAAUGUGCACCUUCCAGAAUUUAGUCUACCAACGUACCCAGCAACUUUGUAUUAUUUAUUGUAUCUAAAGGAAGACCAAUAGGAUUUGUAUUUAUUUUAAUGCUUUUAGAAAUAUAAGAAUGAAACUAUA
Messenger RNA from Plutella xylostella (diamondback moth), 17156 nucleotides. The record is from RefSeq and is a predicted model, not a curated record. Lineage: Eukaryota; Metazoa; Arthropoda; Insecta; Lepidoptera; Plutellidae.